AUGAAGCUGUUUGGAGGUUUAAUAAUCUGGGUCUGCCUAGCCGCAGCAUGGCUUUCUACGUUCGCCACCGGCUUUCAGGUCCAAGUGCGAAUUCCUAUAUGGGAUGUUUCAGGACUUAUUAAAAAAUUCACCGGUUCCACCACGGGCCAUGUCAGUAAUCACAAAAAAAAAGAACGACCUGUUCCUGAAGACUAUUGGCCGCCGUUAUAUGGAUACUAUGAUCCGUUGGCUUACCCACCGCCACCUUAUUACCCAUUCCCCCCUUAUGCGCCACCGACAAAUCCACCAACACAUCCACCAACAAAUCCGCCAACCAAUCCUCCAUCCAAUCCUCCAACAAAUCCGCCAACAAAUGCACCAACAAAUUCGCCCACGAAGGCACCAACGAAACGUCCAACGAAGCUGCCAACGAAAAAACCAACAAAGGCAACAACAAAACGACCAACAAUUCGACCAACAAAUACACCAACAAAGCUGCCAACAAAACCACCAACGAAACAACCAACGAAGCCAACGACUACAGAACCGCCGGAAGAAACAACAACUGAAGCAACAGAAUCACCAACAGAUACAACAACAGUGAUUUCAACCACGGAGGCAACAACUGAGACCACAACAACGAACACAACUACGGAAGAAACAACCGACGCAACGACGGACGCAACAACAUAUUCAACAACGGACGCAACUAUGGACGGAACAACAGACGCAACUACGGACGCAACUACGGACACAACAACGGACGCAACCACGGACGCAACUACGGACGCAACUACGGACGCAACAACGGAAACAACACUCACAUUAAGAGAUCAUGAUCUAUGCUUAUUGUUCCCUCACACUCCAGAGUGUCAAAUAAUUGAAUCGGUGCACCUAGUAAACAACAAGUUCAGUAACGUGUUGUAUCCGGAAAAGAAGCUAUCGAUUGAAACCAUGCCUCACUCAGUGACCUCUCUUUGCUUCUAUUAUCCGCGCCUGUGCAUGAGGCCAGAAGAAGCUCAGUUCGUAAGAUUGUCGGACGAAAAUGGAAGACCUUUGCUCUUGAUAAGUCCAGUAGAAGAA
Messenger RNA from Drosophila santomea, 1062 nucleotides. Its product is annotated as extensin. The annotation marks the transcript as partial. NCBI's taxonomy places the organism in Eukaryota, Metazoa, Arthropoda, Insecta, Diptera, Drosophilidae. The record is from RefSeq and is a predicted model, not a curated record. The transcript has a single exon.